AAGCUAGUCUCCGCCGUCGCCAGAGCCGCAACCUCCCCGCACCCGGCCCGUCCGGGCCUCUGCCGCGCGGAGCCCCUCCCCGCCUCGUUCAGAUCACAGGCCUCGCGGGAGGCGGCCGCCUCAGCGCCCGGUGCUUUGCUUGGCGCCGGGAGCGAGGAGCAAGCCGCCGCAAAGCGACCAGGCCCGGAGCGGGGACAGAGGCGGCGACCAGUGGAAGGUGAAGCCGCCACUGCGGGAGGAGGAGCAGGAGGAGGUGACGCAGGAGAAACGCACCGCCCGGAGCCCGUCUGCGCUCAGAGAGAGCCCCAGCCCGAGGCGAGAAGGGGGAAGAGGGCCGCCGCCGGCUGAGGAGGAGGAGGAGGCGGCCGCGGCCACAGCUGCUGCAGGGCGGGCGCGGCGAGCAGCGAAUUCCGGCGUCGCUGUGCAGCCCCCUGAUCCCUACGCCUGCAGCCUCUCGACACACUUUGUCGCCUGUCACCCUUGGGCCUGGGAUGCACCCACGGUCGGCCUUGUCCCGGGACUGAGCCUUGCUGCCGCUUCCGUGUGUCCUGCUUCUGAAGAGAAGACGCCUGUGUCGUGCGGCUCUUGAAAUAAAUUUUCUGACAUCUCAAGAAGACGAGAGAUCUUAUGAAUGUCUCCUGAAAGAUAAUUUUUCUGAUAUGAUAUUAAUAAUGCUGCUUAGUUUUUGAAAAUGGAUGUUUCUCAUGAAUUUGCUAGUCAUCAAGCUCUUGAUUAGUUGGACACAGCAAGCAUUCUUUUAGCUUAUUUUUUGUUUUAUAAGGUCAAUUUUAAAACAUUGUUUUUGUACUUAAGUUUCAGAAUUUUAAUAUUGAACCAAACUUUGUUUAAAUCAGGUUAUAUUUCCCCUAUUGGUGGUAUGUUUUCUGAAUCUUGAAAUUUUUUUCCUCAAAAAUUGGAUAACAGGGUUUUAGUUUCCAUUUAGUUCUUUGAGGAUCUGUAUCUUUGAAAGGUUAUGCAAUGGUCUCUGCAAGAUGGUUUAUUCUUGAAUUGGAGCUUUUUAAGACUGACAAAUGCUGGUACUUCAUCUUCUAUAAGUGGACUAUAAUUUCUUUUUUCAAGACAACUACAUAAGCAGACAAAAUUGCAAAGAUCUGCCCUGUGUCGAGUAUGACAGCCACGACUCGUGGCUCUCCAGUAGGAGGGAAUGACAGCCAGGGCCAGGCUCCUGAUGGACAGUCUCAACCCCCCCUCCAACAGAAUCAGACUUCAUCGCCUGAUUCUUCCAAUGAAAAUUCCCCGGCAACUCCCCCAGAUGAACAAGGUCAAGUUGAUGCCCCACCACAGCUUGAAGAUGAGGAACCUGCAUUUCCACAUACUGACCUGGCAAAGUUGGAUGACAUGAUCAAUAGGCCUCGAUGGGUGGUUCCAGUUUUGCCGAAAGGGGAAUUAGAAGUGCUUUUAGAAGCUGCUAUUGAUCUUAGUAAAAAAGGCCUUGAUGUUAAAAGUGAAGCAUGUCAGCGAUUUUUUCGAGAUGGGCUAACAAUAUCUUUCACUAAAAUCCUUACAGACGAGGCAGUGAGUGGCUGGAAGUUUGAAAUUCAUAGGUGUAUUAUCAACAAUACUCAUCGCCUGGUGGAGCUAUGUGUAGCCAAGUUGUCCCAAGACUGGUUUCCACUUCUAGAACUUCUCUCCAUGGCCUUAAAUCCUCAUUGCAAAUUCCAUAUCUACAAUGGUACACGUCCAUGUGAAUCCGUUUCCUCAAAUGUUCAGUUGCCUGAAGAUGAACUCUUUGCUCGUUCUCCAGACCCUCGAUCACCAAAAGGUUGGCUCGUGGAUCUUCUCAACAAAUUCGGCACUUUAAAUGGGUUUCAGAUUUUGCAUGAUCGUUUUAUUAAUGGAUCAGCAUUAAAUGUUCAAAUAAUUGCAGCCCUUAUUAAACCAUUUGGACAAUGCUAUGAGUUUCUCACUCUUCAUACGGUGAAAAAGUACUUCCUUCCAGUAAUAGAAAUGGUUCCACAGUUUUUAGAAAACUUAACUGAUGAAGAACUGAAAAAAGAAGCAAAGAAUGAAGCCAAAAAUGAUGCUCUUUCAAUGAUUAUUAAAUCUUUGAAAAAUUUAGCUUCAAGGGUUCCAGGACAAGAAGAAACUGUAAAAAAUUUAGAAAUAUUUAGGUUAAAAAUGAUACUUAGAUUAUUGCAAAUUUCUUCUUUUAAUGGAAAGAUGAAUGCACUUAAUGAAGUUAAUAAGGUGAUAUCUAGUGUAUCAUACUACACUCAUCGGCAUGGUAACCCUGAGGAGGAAGAAUGGCUCACAGCUGAACGAAUGGCAGAGUGGAUACAGCAGAACAAUAUUUUAUCCAUAGUCUUGCGAGACAGUCUUCAUCAACCACAGUAUGUAGAAAAGCUAGAGAAGAUUCUUCGUUUUGUCAUCAAAGAAAAGGCCCUGACCUUACAAGAUCUUGAUAAUAUCUGGGCAGCGCAGGCGGGGAAGCAUGAAGCCAUUGUGAAGAAUGUACAUGAUCUACUGGCAAAGUUGGCAUGGGAUUUUUCUCCUGAGCAACUUGAUCAUCUUUUUGAUUGCUUUAAGGCCAGUUGGACAAAUGCAAGUAAAAAGCAGCGAGAAAAGCUACUUGAGCUGAUACGUCGUCUUGCAGAAGAUGAUAAAGAUGGUGUGAUGGCACACAAAGUGUUGAACCUCCUGUGGAAUCUGGCCCAUAGUGAUGAUGUGCCUGUAGACAUCAUGGACCUGGCUCUCAGUGCCCACAUAAAAAUACUAGAUUAUAGUUGCUCCCAGGACCGUGACACACAGAAGAUACAAUGGAUAGAUCGCUUUAUAGAAGAACUUCGUACAAAUGACAAAUGGGUAAUUCCUGCAUUGAAACAAAUAAGAGAAAUUUGUAGUUUGUUUGGCGAAGCACCUCAAAAUUUGAGUUCUUCUCGUUUCAGUCAAACUCAGCGAAGUCCCCAUGUAUUCUAUCGCCAUGACUUAAUCAAUCAACUUCAGCACAAUCAUGCCCUAGUUACUUUGGUAGCAGAAAACCUUGCAACUUACAUGGAAAGCAUGAGACUAUAUGCUAGAGACCAUGAAGACUAUGACCCACAAACUGUGAGGCUGGGAAGUAGAUAUAGUCAUGUUCAAGAAGUCCAAGAACGGCUUAACUUCCUUAGAUUUUUAUUGAAGGAUGGCCAACUGUGGCUCUGCGCUCCUCAGGCAAAACAAAUAUGGAAAUGCUUAGCAGAGAACGCAGUUUACCUUUGUGAUCGUGAAGCCUGUUUUAAGUGGUAUUCCAAGUUGAUGGGCGAUGAACCAGACUUGGAUCCUGAUAUUAAUAAGGACUUCUUUGAAAGCAAUGUACUUCAGCUUGAUCCUUCUCUACUGACUGAAAAUGGAAUGAAAUGUUUUGAGCGAUUCUUCAAAGCUGUGAAUUGUCGAGAAGGAAAACUAGUAGCAAAAAGGAGAGCAUAUAUGAUGGAUGAUUUGGAGUUAAUAGGAUUAGACUACCUUUGGAGGGUGGUGAUUCAGAGUAAUGAUGAUAUUGCCAGCAGAGCUAUAGAUCUCCUUAAAGAGAUAUACACGAACCUUGGUCCAAGGCUACAGGUCAAUCAGGUGGUAAUCCAUGAAGACUUCAUUCAGUCUUGCUUUGAUCGUUUGAAAGCCUCCUAUGACACACUGUGUGUUUUGGAUGGUGACAAAGACAGUAUUAAUUGUGCAAGACAGGAAGCUGUUCGAAUGGUUCGAGUAUUAACUGUGUUACGGGAGUAUAUAAAUGAAUGUGACAGUGAUUAUCAUGAGGAAAGAACAAUUCUACCUAUGUCAAGAGCUUUCCGUGGUAAACACCUUUCUUUUAUAGUUCGAUUUCCAAACCAGGGCAGACAGGUUGAUGACUUGGACGUAUGGUCUCAUACAAAUGAUACAAUCGGUUCAGUACGACGAUGUAUUCUCAAUCGUAUCAAAGCCAAUGUAGCUCAUACAAAAAUUGAGCUCUUUGUAGGCGGUGAACUGAUAGAUCCUGCAGAUGAUAGAAAGUUGAUUGGACAGUUAAACUUAAAGGAUAAAUCGCUAAUUACAGCCAAACUUACACAAAUAAGUUCCAAUAUGCCUUCAAGCCCUGAUAGUUCUUCUGAUUCCUCAACUGGAUCUCCUGGAAACCAUGGUAAUCAUUACAGUGAUGGUCCCAAUCCAGAAGUGGAAAGCUGCUUGCCCGGGGUGAUAAUGUCACUGCAUCCCAGAUACAUCUCUUUCCUUUGGCAAGUUGCAGACUUGGGUAGCAGCCUAAAUAUGCCACCUCUUAGAGAUGGAGCAAGAGUACUUAUGAAACUUAUGCCACCAGAUAGCACAACAAUAGAAAAAUUAAGAGCUAUUUGUUUAGACCACGCCAAACUUGGAGAAAGCAGCCUUAGUCCAUCUCUUGACUCGCUUUUCUUUGGUCCUUCAGCUUCACAAGUGCUCUACCUAACAGAGGUAGUCUAUGCCUUGUUAAUGCCUGCUGGUGCACCUCUGGCUGAUGAUUCCUCUGAUUUUCAAUUUCACUUCUUGAAAAGUGGUGGCCUACCCCUUGUCCUGAGUAUGCUAACCAGAAAUAACUUCCUACCAAAUGCAGAUAUGGAAACUCGAAGGGGUGCCUACCUCAAUGCUCUUAAAAUAGCCAAGCUGUUGCUAACUGCCAUUGGCUAUGGCCACGUUCGAGCUGUGGCGGAAGCUUGUCAGCCAGGUGUGGAAGGCGUGAAUCCCAUGGCGUCGAUCAACCAAGUUACUCAUGAUCAAGCAGUGGUGCUACAAAGUGCCCUUCAGAGCAUUCCUAAUCCGUCAUCUGAAUGCAUGCUUAGAAAUGUGUCAAUUCGUCUUGCUCAGCAAAUAUCUGAUGAGGCUUCAAGAUAUAUGCCUGAUAUUUGUGUAAUUAGAGCUAUACAAAAAAUUAUCUGGGCAUCAGGAUGUGGGGCAUUACAGCUAGUAUUUAGCCCAAAUGAAGAAAUCACUAAAAUUUAUGAGAAGACCAAUGCAGGCAGUGAGCCAGAUUUGGAAGAUGAACAGGUUUGCUGUGAAGCAUUGGAGGUGAUGACGUUAUGUUUUGCCUUGAUUCCGACAGCCUUAGAUGCUCUUAGUAAAGAAAAGGCUUGGCAGACAUUCAUUAUUGAUUUACUGUUGCACUGUCACAGCAAAACUGUUCGCCAGGUGGCACAGGAGCAGUUCUUUUUAAUGUGCACCAGAUGUUGCAUGGGACACAGGCCUUUACUUUUCUUCAUUACUCUGCUCUUCACCGUUUUGGGGAGCACAGCCAGAGAGAGAGCUAAACAUUCAGGCGACUACUUUACUCUUUUAAGGCACCUUCUUAAUUAUGCUUACAAUAGUAAUAUUAAUAUACCCAAUGCUGAAGUUCUUCUCAAUAAUGAAAUUGAUUGGCUUAAAAGAAUUAGGGAUGAUGUUAAAAGAACAGGUGAAACGGGUGUUGAAGAGACAAUCUUGGAAGGCCACCUUGGGGUAACAAAAGAGUUACUGGCCUUUCAAACCCCUGAGAAAAAAUAUCAUAUUGGUUGUGAAAAAGGAGGUGCUAAUCUCAUUAAGGAAUUAAUUGAUGAUUUCAUCUUCCCUGCAUCCAAUGUUUACCUACAGUAUAUGAGAAAUGGAGAGCUGCCAGCUGAACAGGCUAUUCCAGUCUGUAGUUCACCAGCUACCAUUAAUGCAGGCUUUGAGUUACUUGUAGCAUUAGCUGUCGGCUGUGUGAGGAACCUCAAACAGAUAGUAGAUUCUUUGACUGAAAUGUACUACAUUGGCACAGCAAUAACUACUUGUGAAGCACUUACUGAGUGGGAAUAUCUGCCACCUGUUGGACCCCGCCCACCAAAAGGAUUUGUGGGGCUGAAAAACGCUGGUGCUACUUGUUAUAUGAAUUCUGUGAUUCAGCAACUCUACAUGAUUCCGUCCAUUAGGAAUGGUAUUCUUGCAAUUGAAGGCACAGGUAGUGAUGUAGAUGAUGAUAUGUCUGGGGAUGAGAAGCAGGACAACGAGAGCAAUGUUGAUCCCAGAGAUGAUGUAUUUGGAUACCCUCAACAAUUUGAAGAGAAACCAGCAUUAAGUAAAACAGAAGAUAGGAAAGAGUACAAUAUUGGUGUUCUAAGACACCUUCAGGUCAUCUUUGGUCAUUUAGCUGCUUCUCGACUACAGUACUAUGUGCCCAGAGGAUUUUGGAAACAGUUCAGGCUUUGGGGUGAGCCUGUUAAUCUUCGUGAACAACAUGAUGCUUUAGAAUUUUUUAAUUCAUUGGUGGAUAGUUUAGAUGAAGCUUUGAAAGCCUUAGGACACCCAGCUAUGCUAAGUAAAGUUUUAGGAGGUUCCUUUGCUGAUCAGAAGAUUUGCCAAGGCUGCCCACAUAGAUACGAGUGUGAAGAAUCUUUUACGACUUUGAAUGUAGACAUUAGAAAUCACCAAAAUCUUCUUGAUUCUUUGGAACAAUAUGUCAAAGGAGAUUUAUUAGAAGGUGCAAAUGCUUAUCAUUGUGAAAAAUGCAAUAAAAAGGUUGAUACUGUAAAGCGCUUGCUUAUUAAAAAAUUACCUCCUGUUCUCGCUAUCCAACUAAAACGAUUCGACUAUGACUGGGAAAGAGAAUGUGCAAUCAAGUUUAAUGAUUACUUUGAAUUUCCUCGCGAACUGGACAUGGAACCUUACACAGUUGCCGGUGUUGCAAAGCUGGAAGGAGAUAACGUAAACCCAGAGAGUCAGUUGAUACAACAAAAUGAGCAGUCUGACAGUGAGGCAGCAGGAAGCACGAAAUACAGACUUGUGGGGGUGCUUGUACACAGCGGUCAGGCGAGCGGGGGACAUUACUACUCUUACAUCAUUCAAAGGAAUGGAGGAGAUGGCGAGAGAAAUCGCUGGUAUAAAUUUGAUGAUGGAGAUGUAACUGAAUGUAAAAUGGAUGAUGAUGAAGAAAUGAAAAACCAGUGUUUUGGUGGAGAGUACAUGGGAGAAGUAUUCGAUCACAUGAUGAAGCGCAUGUCAUACAGGCGCCAGAAAAGGUGGUGGAAUGCUUAUAUACUUUUUUAUGAACGAUUGGACACAAUAGACCAAGGUGAUGAGUUGAUAAGGUAUAUAUCAGAGCUUGCUAUCACCACAAGACCCCAUCAGAUUAUUAUGCCAUCAGCCAUUGAGAGAAGUGUACGGAAACAGAAUGUGCAAUUCAUGCAUAACCGAAUGCAGUACAGUAUGGAAUAUUUUCAGUUUAUGAAAAAACUGCUUACAUGUAAUGGUGUUUACUUAAAUCCUCCUCCAGGGCAAGAUCACCUGUUGCCUGAAGCAGAAGAAAUCACUAUGAUUAGUAUUCAGCUUGCUGCUAGGUUCCUCUUUACCACAGGAUUUCACACCAAGAAAGUCGUCCGUGGCUCUGCCAGUGAUUGGUAUGAUGCAUUAUGUAUUCUCCUUCGUCACAGCAAGAAUGUACGUUUUUGGUUUGCUCACAAUGUCCUUUUUAAUGUUUCAAAUCGUUUCUCUGAAUACCUUCUGGAGUGCCCUAGUGCAGAAGUGAGAGGUGCAUUUGCAAAACUUAUAGUUUUUAUUGCACAUUUUUCCUUGCAAGAUGGGCCAUGUCCUUCACCUUUUGCAUCUCCAGGACCUUCUAGUCAGGCUUAUGACAACUUAAGCCUGAGUGAUCACUUACUAAGAGCAGUACUAAAUCUACUGAGAAGAGAAGUUUCAGAGCAUGGGCGUCAUUUACAGCAGUAUUUCAACCUGUUUGUAAUGUAUGCCAAUUUAGGUGUGGCGGAGAAGACACAGCUUCUGAAAUUGAGUGUACCUGCUACCUUUAUGCUUGUGUCUUUAGAUGAAGGUCCAGGUCCUCCAAUCAAGUAUCAGUAUGCUGAAUUAGGCAAAUUAUACUCAGUAGUGUCACAGCUAAUCCGAUGCUGCAAUGUCUCAUCAAGAAUGCAGUCUUCAAUCAACGGUAAUCCUCCUCUUCCCAAUCCUUUUGGUGAUCCUAAUUUAUCACAACCUAUAAUGCCAAUUCAGCAGAAUGUGGCAGACAUUUUAUUUGUGAGGACAAGUUAUGUGAAGAAAAUCAUUGAGGACUGCAGUAACUCAGAGGAAACCGUCAAAUUGCUUCGUUUUUGCUGCUGGGAGAAUCCUCAGUUCUCAUCUACUGUCCUCAGUGAACUUCUCUGGCAGGUUGCAUAUUCCUAUACUUAUGAACUCCGGCCCUAUUUGGAUCUGCUUUUGCAGAUCUUACUGAUUGAGGACUCCUGGCAGACUCACAGAAUUCAUAAUGCACUUAAAGGAAUCCCAGAUGACCGAGAUGGGCUCUUUGACACAAUCCAGCGCUCUAAGAAUCACUAUCAAAAAAGGGCAUACCAGUGUAUAAAAUGUAUGGUAGCUCUCUUUAGCAAUUGUCCUGUUGCUUACCAGAUUCUGCAGGGCAAUGGAGAUCUUAAAAGAAAGUGGACCUGGGCAGUGGAAUGGCUUGGAGAUGAACUUGAAAGACGACCAUACACUGGCAAUCCUCAGUACACUUACAACAAUUGGUCUCCUCCGGUGCAAAGCAAUGAAACAUCAAAUGGUUAUUUCUUGGAGAGAUCACAUAGUGCUAGGAUGACACUUGCAAAAGCUUGUGAACUCUGUCCAGAGGAGGAGCCAGAUGACCAAGAUGCCCCAGAUGAGCAUGAGUCGCCUCCACCUGAAGAUGCCCCAUUAUACCCCCAUUCACCUGGAUCUCAGUAUCAGCAGAAUAACCAUGUGCAUGGACAGCCGUAUACAGGCCCAGCAGCACAUCACAUGAACAACCCUCAGAGAACUGGCCAACGAGCACAAGAAAAUUAUGAAGGCAGUGAAGAAGUAGCCCCACCUCAGACGAAGGAUCAGUGAAAUGCACAUGAUUAACUGGUUCCAUCAAGACUGUGCACCCAGGCCUUACAGUCCAACCUUUUUCUGUGUCUGGCUAAUAUUUAAAACUAGAAAAACUAUUCCUAAUCAACAUGGAGUGGAAAGUUUAUUCACUGUCUUACCUGCAGAAAUUUGCUGUCAAUAUAUAACCCGCCUGCAGUGGAAAGUGUAUAGUGUUUUGUAAUAAAUGGCCUGAUGCUAAUGUGUAAAUGGCAAAGGUGUAUAUAGUAUAUUAAUGUUUGACUGUUAAUUCUUAAGCAAGAAACUUUUUUCUUGAUGAGACUCACAGAUCUACAAAACCUACAAAAGUUAUUUCCUUGUUAUACCCAUUGCACUCUGCAACCAGUGUUGCCUGCCUUAACGGCAGUUGGAUCAACUCCUUUACAAAAA
Physeter macrocephalus (sperm whale) is the source of this 9216-nucleotide messenger RNA. RefSeq names its product ubiquitin specific peptidase 9 X-linked (gene USP9X). The coding region runs from base 1129 to 8808 and encodes 2559 amino acids. Gene Ontology annotation, cellular component: cytosol; nucleus. Gene Ontology annotation, molecular function: cysteine-type deubiquitinase activity. NCBI's taxonomy places the organism in Eukaryota, Metazoa, Chordata, Mammalia, Artiodactyla, Physeteridae. The record is from RefSeq and is a predicted model, not a curated record. Gene Ontology annotation, biological process: cell migration; protein deubiquitination. The transcript is spliced from 46 exons.